CUCUCUCACUGUCCCCUCUGCUUUCUUUUGCGGGAGUAGGUAGUAGGAAACUGCAGCUCGUUGCUUUGGAGACCUCGAGAACAGAGAAGUGAUCAGGCACAUCCCUUCGGUCUUGCCACAGUUCCCGAUGGGGGCGGUUCUGUCGGUGGCGGCUUCCGUGACGAUCCUUAGGGGGACGAUCAGAGAGCUCAUCCCGGAGGAGCUCCGGGGCUACCUGUCGACCCUCAUCCGCCAGUACUCGUCCGACCACACCAUGGUGGUGAGAGAGACCCACGAGGAGACCACCAACCACCUCUUCGACUGCAUCACCACGUACCUCGGCGGUGGCCCCCUUGCCCUCCUCUCUGCCACCGGCCCUGCCCCUAGGAGGCUCACCGCCGGCAAGAACGAGAACCUCAGGAACCUCACCUACGGCCUCGACCGCGACUCCGAUAUUGUCGACUCCUUCCACGGCGUGCCCCUGAGAUGGAAGUACUGUUCCGACUACAACUCGGUGUUGCAGUCCGAGAUUAGCUGGUACGAGCUCCGAUUCCACAAGAAACACAUGAAGUUGGUUAGGAACCAGUACCUGCCGCACAUACUCGAAACGGCAAAGAUCAUCAAGGACAGCAGCAGGGUGUUGAAGUUCCACACUGUCAGGCGGGAGCGGUGGUCCUAUAACCCAGUUAAGCUGAGCCAUCCUAUGACCUUCGAAACCCUGGCCAUGGACGGAGACGAGAAGAAAGACCUCAUCCGGGAUCUCGAGGCCUUCAUGAACGGACGGGAGUACUACAGGCGGAUCGGUAAGGUGUGGAAACGAGGAUACCUGCUUCACGGCCCUCCAGGGACGGGGAAGUCGAGCCUGAUUGCUGCCAUGGCCAACUUCCUUAACUAUGACAUAUACAACUUGAAUCUCUCCACCGUGCAAUCCGACUCGGUUCUCGAGUAUUUAUUGCUUCAUGUGUCCAAUCGAUCCAUUCUUGUUGUGGAAGAUAUUGACUGCUCCAUUAAGCUCCAAAACCGGGAAGCCGGGGAUGAGCCUACUUCCUUCCCCCGAGCCCAGUUGACACUUGCCGGAAUUCUCAAUGCCAUUGAUGGUCUGUUAUCGUGCUGUGGUGAGGAACGGGUUAUUGUCUUCACAACGAACUACAAGGACCUGCUCGACCCUGCACUCCUUCGAGCGGGCCGUAUGGACAAGCAUAUAUGCUUGUCCUACUGCAGAUUUUCCACCUUCAAACAACUAGCUUCGAACUACCUGGGAGUCUCCGAGCACAAUCUCUUCAGUGAUAUCGAGAAGCUGCUUGAACAGGUCAACGUAACUCCAGCAGAAGUUGCUGGUGAACUGAUGAAGUCUAAGGAUUCGAAGGCAUCGCUAGAAGGCUUGAUAAAGUUUAUUGAGAAGAAGAUAAGUGAUCCCGCCAGCCCGAAGGAGGAAGGGAGAUUCGACGCCAAUCUUUCUCAAGUGAUCGAUAAGACGCAGUCAGAGCUCGAAGGCUUCAAAAAAGAGAUGACUGACCUGCAGAAGAAGUCCACGGCCACAGAGAACAAAUUGGUGGAGCUGAAGGCCGUGUCGGAGAAGCUUGCCAAAGCACUCCGGUCUUUGAAGUAGUCAUUCAAUUUUUCGACCUUGUGGGUUGAUUGAUUGAUCAAAUUGCAGGACUACAGUUUGAACUUAUGGAAAAUGAUCAACCCUAGGUACAUGUUGGUUCCAUGGAGGACUUUGUCAGUUAGGUCAUUUAGGUGAAUCCUUUGAUCGUUUGUUCGGAAUUUCACGGAAAAUUGAAGGGCUCUUACCGUUGGAAACCGAAAUUGCAGCUGCUUAAGGGUGAAUUGCCCCAGGGAGUGAAUCGAAAUUCAAUCCUAUUUUAUUUCAGCA
Molecule: messenger RNA, 1855 nt
Organism: Punica granatum (pomegranate)
Lineage: Eukaryota; Viridiplantae; Streptophyta; Magnoliopsida; Myrtales; Lythraceae
Source: RefSeq, a predicted model, not a curated record